AGGGGUGCUGGUGCCUACACUUAUGUAUGGUAGCGAAAGUUGGGUAUGGCAGAAGAGGCAUCAGAGCCAAGUGAAUGCAGUGGAUAUGAGAGCGUUGAGAAGUGUGUGUGGUGUGAGAUUACAAGAUAGAAUUAGGAACAGUGUGAUAAGGGAAAAGUGUGGACUGAACGAAGAUGUAGUGACAAAAAUUGAGAAAGGUAUGUUGAGAUGGUUUGGACACGUGGAAAGAAUGAGUGAAAGAAGGCUAACAAAGAGAGUGUAUAAGGGAGAGGUAGAAACGGGAGUUGGAAGGGGCAGACCUCGGCGGACUUUCUCUGAUCAGAUCGGGGAAAUCCUGAAGAAAGGCCAGGUCAAGAGCACCCUAAACCGGCGAGCGUGUAUGAGGAAUGUUAUGAAAGUGAAGGAAGCGAAAGAGGUAUGUCAGGAUCGCAGCAAGUGGAAAUCCGUGGUCUCUGCCUACCCCUCCGGGAAAUAGGCGUGAUUAUAUGU
Molecule: messenger RNA, 489 nt
Organism: Cydia strobilella
Lineage: Eukaryota; Metazoa; Arthropoda; Insecta; Lepidoptera; Tortricidae
Exons: 2
Coding region: 23-475 (150 amino acids)
Source: RefSeq, a predicted model, not a curated record